UUCCGACAUUGUCUGUUCAAAGAACGAAUGUUUAUUUUCAGCUACGAAAAUCUCUUUGGUUUCCAUUGCUAAGGACGAUUUUCAGGUCAAAAUAUUCCGCAAAAACUUUAUAGAUUUGUAUACUUAUGUGCGCAAAAUGCGCGCAGUAUUAAAUUGGUGCCGAUCAGUGACGUUUAAUGCUAAGGCUAAAUUUAAUUAUAUUUAGCUUUUCGAUUUUAGUGUUAUUUUCCGUGCCAACGAAAAAAUAAACGUUCGUAAUCAUAUAUGCGAGAAAAUCGGAAAAAUCAUGAAUUUUGUUACCAGUGUUUUCAAGAAAUACAUCAAUAAGAAUGAAAUCAAGCAGCAGGAUAACGAAAGGCCUGCAAAUAAUGCAGAUCAACUCAAACCAUCGAAAAAAAGUGAUGCGGAAAAACAUCCUCCAGUUACAUCAAAUAGCGCAACAACUGGCCAAAUUAUCGAUACAAAACCAACUGAAGAAGAUGAAACGUUUCAGGACGCUGUAACAGGCUCAGAUUCUAUAAUAAACACCAGGGAAACUAGAAAAAAUGAACAAACAUUCCUUGCAAGUACGCAAAUCUCAGGCCAGUUAUCAACUCAACCUAGCGUAAAUCAGUCCUUCACAACGAAAACCCCACAAACUCCGCCAUCCAGAGAAAAACAGAUAAUCAAAAUGCAGGAUUCGGAAACUGAAAUAUCCCAACAGGAGCUGAAGAUCCAGCAAAGAGAUUCGAUCACUUUCAAUAUCACAGAAGCCGAUUCCUUGAACACCAGCAUGGUGGAUAGCUUAGAAGCUCCCAAUGCAGAUGGUUUGCUUCCAAACCACGAGCUUAGUGAUAGUCUGGAAGUUCUGGAAUUUGAAAGCAGCAGAGAGUCUUCAACUGAACCGGCUACAUUUAAUGCGGAAGAUUCAAACGACUACGUUUCGUUAAGUUAUAUUCUUGACGACUCUAUAGAGAACUCAUCAUCAGGUAACACAAUUCUAGAAAGUUCACUGAAUGUGAAAAGAAGCCCAUUAGAAAUGAGUGGAAUUUCGCUCCCGAAGCGCAACCAUUCAGAAGAGCUCACAACCAGCAAAUCGGAAGGAGCGCUAGAAAAUCUCAUCCGAAGCGUGAAUGAAACUUUGGUUCUCGCUGAAAAUGCCCAUCAAACGAAUAUUGAAGAUCCAAAACAGUUCAACAUCGUGGAAAACUUGGAUGAAUUGGAACCAAAAAAUGCACUCGAAAACAUUGAAGAAAACGAGACUGUCCAUGGACUUGAGCCAAAGGAAAACAUUCCAAUUAAAAGCGACACGCUAAUAAAAAACGAUGCAGAACAAAAUAGUGUUGAAAGUGAAUUAAAAACAUUGACCAAAGAAGCAUCAGAAAUUGAACCAAAGCCGUACACCAAAAACAUAAAAAACCGAAACGAUUCGGAUGAAUGCCCGAAUGCUACGAAUAUUAAUGUCGAAGAUGCAGAUAUGCAUAAAAGUCUGGAAGGUGUAAGAGUUGUAGAUCCAAAAUGUCUUCCUCAACCAGGAAGUUUGGAAAGUUCAACCAAUGUGGAAAAAGCGAAGCCCAAAGAAAAAACUCCCGAACAGGAAGAUGCGGUUCUUUCAUUAGAAGAGAAACGGGAAACCGUCGAAGCAGAAACACCGGAACAAAUGAGUAAGGAGGAGCAAAUCAGAAUUUACGAGAGACAAGAAACGCAAGAACUCGACCACAUUAUAAAAAAACUAGAGGAGACUACUGUUACCAAAAGUGCAGCAAAUGAAGAAAACCGCGUUUCGCUCGACCGACAAGAUACCCAAGAAUUUGAGAAACUGGAAAGAAAUUUUGAAGAAAACCACGUUUUAUUUCACAGACAAGAUACCCAGGAAUUUGAAAAUCUUGAGAGAAAGUUUGAAGGAAUUGCUGAAAGCAACUCUUCUAACACUACAGACGAUAUCCUUGAUAUCCUGGUUGCAAGGAGUCAACAUUCUCAUGAUGAAAAUGGGAAACCAUCUGAUGAACUACACCGUUCUGAUAAACCGGAAAUUGUGGAUCUUAACAACCAGUUGGCGGAGGUCAAUAAAAACCAUGAAAAAGCCAAAGUCAAUAUUGAGUAUCAAAGGCAGGAUACGAAAGAAUUUGAAAACUUCGAACGGCAAUAUGCGAAUGACGUUUUAGAUCAAUUAGUUUCAGAAAAUAAUGAAGACAUCAGUGCAAAUAAAGAGCUGAAUAAAACCUCUGAAAGUAGCCAUCGUUCCGAUUUCCUGUUAAGCAUGAUUGAAUCUACAAAUAUUGAUACACCUUCUGAAGAAUUCAACCAAAAUAAAAGUAAUGAAGCUGUUGCAAUUGAGGAGGAUAAUCUGCAUUUCUCAGUAGAAAAUUGCAGUCAAAUACAGUCAAUCGCUAAUCAGAAUGCCGAAAGUAUUAAAGAGGGAGGAGAUGAAAAUGAAGUAGAGAUUAAUCAGGAAGCUAAAUCUUCACUCAAUGACCAAAUCAGAGAAGCUAAACCAAGAGCUGAAGAAAGGGAAGUGGUUGAAGCUAGUCAAAACGUCGAACAGUCGGAAACUGAAACAGCCGCAAAAAAUGAAACAAUCCAAAGCAGCAAAAGUGGAUUAGAAGCACAAAAUAAAAAUGCAACUACUGAUACAGAGCAGUCAGCAAAAACAGAAGAAAACAUAGCAGAAGUAAACGGAAGGGAUGAAACUGCAUACGGAUUGAAAACAGCAACCUAUAAAAAGUCCGUAAAUAGGAAAAACGCCCAAAGGAAAAAAGCUGCAAAAAAACACUUCGCUAAUUCUUCAGCCCCUGAUAGCAACGCUGCCCAGCAUAUAAAUGGCAGGGUUGGUAACCAAAAUAAUUUGGAGGAAAAGCUUGAUGCAGAACUAAAGCUGCCUGGUUUGGAGUCGACUGAGGACAAAAGAAAUGGGAAUAAAAACGAAGCUCUAAAUGAAAACGAAAAUUCUACAGAAAACAAGAAACUUGUUUCAACGCAAAACCAAAGUGCAGCAAAUAAUCAAACUAGAAACGGACUUGAUUUUGAGCAAGAUUCCAUCAAACCAGCUAACAAUAAAACUACGUUAAAAAUUGAGCACAGCAGCAGCACAAUUAACAAUUACAAAAAACUACUCGAGCAAUAUGAGAAACGAAUACUUGAGCAAAGCAUCGAACUAGAAAAGCUCAAAACUGAAUUAAGCACCAACUUUAGACAUUUCAACAAUACGGAAAUGGCAUUUUCCGACCUGUUUGAAAAAUACGAAAAAGCAAAAUCAGUGAUAACGUUGUAUAAGCAAAAUGAGGAUAUUCUAGUGGAAAAUAUUGAAAACGCUGAAGGGCAAUUGUCGCAACUGGAAUCAAAGUGCGCGGCGAUGAAACGACAAUCUUUGGAACAAAUUAGAAGGGCGCAACAAGAGACUGAAGACGAAAAACAAAGAUACAGGCGCGAUUUAUCAAACUUACAAGCUCAGGUGAAAAGAUUGGAAAUAAAAGCCGCAUCACUUGAAAUCGAGUUGAACCAAAAAACUGAAGAAUGUCAGGCACUAGCUAAUCUUUGUGACGAGAUUACCGGCAGGCAGUAAAAUAUGUUUUAUUGAAGUAAAUAGCUUAAUUUAUUAGUUCAGGCGCUAUUCUUGAGCGGGAUACGAUGGUGAAGGACUGAAAAAAUACGUUAAGUAGGUAGAAAAACAUUCGUUUAUUUUUAUAUAGUUGAUUGAAAUUUUACUUAACUUAGGACGUGUUUAGCAUACACACAUAUGUAAUAGAAACAUACAUAAUAUAAAAUGUAAUAAACAAUCCACAUAAUUGGACAGUGGACAUAAUAAAAAGCGACAUUAUUACCAAAAGAAAUGAGGAACCUCAGGCUGUGUACUUAGAUACCAGGUUAAUUGUAGACACAACUGUAGGUACACAAAAUAUAUUCGAAGGUUUUUGUUUCAUCUUA
Dendroctonus ponderosae (mountain pine beetle) is the source of this 3903-nucleotide messenger RNA. Its product is annotated as GATA zinc finger domain-containing protein 14. NCBI's taxonomy places the organism in Eukaryota, Metazoa, Arthropoda, Insecta, Coleoptera, Curculionidae. The transcript has 8 exons. The record is from RefSeq and is a predicted model, not a curated record. Bases 287 to 3541 code for a protein of 1084 amino acids.